Meira miltonrushii is the source of this 1250-nucleotide messenger RNA. RefSeq names its product nucleoside hydrolase. The transcript has a single exon. Gene Ontology annotation, molecular function: purine nucleosidase activity. Bases 42 to 1217 code for a protein of 391 amino acids. Lineage: Eukaryota; Fungi; Basidiomycota; Exobasidiomycetes; Exobasidiales; Brachybasidiaceae. Gene Ontology annotation, biological process: purine nucleoside catabolic process. Gene Ontology annotation, cellular component: cytosol. The record is from RefSeq and is a predicted model, not a curated record.
ACUUUCUUCUCUACCUUGUCAUAUGCAAAUGAUAACACGAAAUGUCAUCAAAAGCUGUUUGGCUAGAUUGUGAUCCAGGUCAUGAUGAUGCGAUAGCAAUGCUAUUGGCAUUCUAUGGUAGACAACAAGCAGGAACAAAAUCAUUAGACGUUUUAGGUAUUUCAACCACACAUGGAAAUGCAACCGGACUUCAUACAUAUACCAAUGCCGUAAAAUUAUUAACGGCAUAUGGAAUCAAACCAACACAAUGCAAAGUAUGGAGAGGAUCAGAUGGACCGAUACUACGAAAAGGAAAGGUCGACGUAGGAAUACAUGGAAAUGAUGGUUUGGGCGGAGUGGAAUGUUUGCCGGACUUGAAAGAUGCAAAUGUACAAGAACAUAUACGAGCUACAUCAAAAGAUCAAUUGGACGGCAAUGGAAUGCCACCAGCAGAUCCUUUACGGUUGGUACAACAUCAGAUAAGCAUACUUGAAGAACGAAGAAGGCAAGGCUUACCACCUAUUUCCCUAAUUGCUACCGGACCUCUAACGAAUAUAGCUUUGUUGAUCAAACUGUGUCCUGGAGAUGGAAGUUUGUUAACGGAAACAGUCGAGCAAGUCGUUUUGAUGGGAGGAUCGGCUGGAAUGAGUGGAAACAGAAGUCCACUAGCAGAAUGGAAUAUUUACGUUGAUCCUGAAUCCGCUUCGAUCGUAUUUGAUUCUAAACUCAAAGUAGUUAUGGCAGGGCUGAAUGUUACUCAUCAAGCAAUCCUUACUCCUUCUUUACAUACCACUCUUUUAAACAAGACUAAAUCUUCUCCGAUUCGAAAGUUGGUCUCUUCUGCAAUCACUUUCUUUGCUGAUACAUAUGCUUCCGAAUUUGGAUUUAUACAUGGUCCGCCAAUUCAUGAUGUUUUAACAGUUGCUUACGUCUUAGAUCCAACUUUAUUUUUCUCUCUUGAACCAAGAUUCAAUACACCUCAACUUAUCGAUCAAAGCUUUUCCACUCAACCAAAGAAGGUACCAAGUCAACGCUUCAGAGUGCAAAUUGAUACGAGUCCUUCUGAUACUACUGCUGGAACGACCAUCGUUGAUUUUUAUCAACAAUGGCCAAUAGAACAUCAAGGUUGGCAUGCUGGAGGAAAGAAUGCAGUUGUAUUAGAGUAUGUUGAUACAGAACGACUCUGGAAACUUUUAUUUGAUGCAGUAGAUCAUGCUGAAGAUGUCUUAUCAAGGUAAAACAUGCUUACCACCUUUGAAAUUCUAUCAAUU